Dentiscutata erythropus is the source of this 502-nucleotide messenger RNA. Lineage: Eukaryota; Fungi; Glomeromycota; Glomeromycetes; Diversisporales; Gigasporaceae. The record is from the annotation of a GenBank genome assembly.
AUGGAACCAUAUUGGUACAAAAUGAAUACUGCUAAUUUUUCAAAUAAUCAUUCAGGAAGUAUGAUGGAUAUGAAACGAUACAUUUUUUUUGAUGAUGCUGAAUGUUCUAUAACAACAAAUAUCAACAAUGCCUCCAGUUCAUUUUAUGGUCAGAAUGUUGAAAUUCAAAAGUAUAAUGAAAAUAGAGACAAGAUGAAAACCUCAAAUAUGAACAAACCUGAAGCAUCAACCAUGAACGAAUCUAAUUAUUUGAAUAAUCAAGAUAAAGAUGAAUUGAUUAACCAGUUUAAUGUUGACCUUGAAGAACACAAUAAUGAAGAAAAACUAUAUUCACGAUCAAAUGAAAUGGAUAUCAAUAUGAAUAAAGACCAGACUGGAUCAGAAGAAACAAGUGACAGUUAUUCUGAUGAUGAAAUACCUGACGGCCAAGAUAUCGGUAUACAAGUUCCUCAGAAUGUUCAAAAUCCAAGUCAUGUCAAAGAAAAGGGAAGACCACCAAAGA